AAUGAGCUCAACUCUAAAUAGAGGUUGAUAAGAUGAUGUUCAAACGUUGCGUCGGGAAUGGAAUUUAUCCGUCACAAAUGACAAUCAUUAAGUUCACAAAUUUAACUGUUUAUCGGAUGGCUUGUCAAAUACUCACAAUCGAAACAUAUUAACAGACACCAUGAUGUUCCGAAAAAUAGAUUAUGAAUGUGUUAAAAUGACGUUUUCUAAUCUCUGUCAAGAAUUCGUAAGCUGGAGGGGGGAUUGUUUCCUCGAUGAUUCUACCCCCUUUCAUGCCGAAAAAACAACAUAAUCGUGAAUGCUUGCCAAAAGUUCGUCAGAGUACACCAGGACCGUUCGCUUCGUGUAACUGGGAUUGAACAGAACCGUUUUAUCUGCAAAAAUGGAUCCUGAGCAGCUCUGUUUCUUGUGCCAAAACCCAUCGGUAUUGGAGUGUUCCAAGUGUCGGGCAAUAUUCUAUUGUAGUGAUCAGCAUCUACAAGUCCAUUUCGGAAGCGAGAACCAAUGUCUAGCCUUUAAAAUAACGAAGAAACCAGUAAUUGGGAAUAUUAUGGUCGCCACUAGACAUAUUAGGGCUACUGAGGUGAUCCUGGAGGAAAGACCCGCAAUUUAUGGACCCAAGAACAGCAGCUUGCCCAAUUGUCUCGAGUGCAUGGGCCCCACCAAGGAGAGAUGCCCAAAAUGUGGAUUUCCUUGCUGCCAAGAUAGUUGUUCUGAAGGGCCCAACCAUGCCAUUGAAUGCCCUGUUUUUGCUAAUUUGGAAGAACUUCCCGAUUUCACCGGGCCUUGCGAGGAAUUUUCGGCCAUCAUUCCUUUGAGAAUAUUGGCCUUAAGGGAGUCUCGCCCAGAAACAUGGGAGCGAGUGAAUCUCUUAAUGGAUCACGUCGAGGAUUGGAACGAGGUUGACAAGGCUUUGUGGACAAAAAUGGCUGAGGAUCUGAUUCAAAAGCGGUGCAAACAAUCGAAAUACACCGCCGAAGAGCUGUACCGAGCUGCAGGCAUCUUCCUCACCAAUGGUGUCAAUCAAGGUACCAAUCAAGGUCAUGGACUUUACCCUACAUUCUCGUUCAUUUCGCAUGGGUGCAUAUGCAAUUCUAGGUUUCAGAUCCAUAGGGAUCGCAAAUUAGUCUUGCGAGCUCAAAUAGAUAUCCCAAGGGGGGAAGAGAUAACCACCCGAUACUUGCCCUCCAUGAUCGGGAACAUUCGACGUCGUUUCAAAAUCAAAAACAACUGGAACUUUGACUGCGUUUGUUUGAGAUGCCAAGAUCCAACAGAAUUGGGAUCAUUCAUCGGGAUCACGGUGUGUCCCAAAUGUUCGCAAGCUAAAAGCCCAAUUACUCAAGGAGCUAAUGAGACUGGAACAACUAAUAUUGAGCACGAAAGAGAAGACGGAAACAAAAAAGCCUCGGCACCUCCCUCGUUGGCCUUGCUUUUUGCAGCUUUAAUCGAGAAGAAGAAGAAAGAAGAAAGUGACUUAAAAUCACGUAAUGGGAACCUUGAGUCCGAUCGACCGGGUUACCUAUUGCCUUCAGAUCCGUUGGAGUAUUUCAGCAAUCAUGUAUGCGACAAAUGCGGUUAUAAGGUUAAUGGACUCACCAUAUUUGGCCUUACCAAGGCCCUUGAAGACGAGGCCGAGGAAUUCAAAACAAUCGAUCCCGUUCAAGUGGAGGAGAAGCUCAAGGCUUGGCUUAAAGUUCUUCAUCCUAAUCAUUACCUAAUUCUCAAGCUCAAGAAGCGCAUGUUGGAUGUAUUAAGUCUCCUGCCUGAUCCAGAAGAUGAAGCUGAAUUUCGCAAAAAGCUUGAGAGGCAAAUUGCUUUAGGGACAGCCCUUCUCAAGGUUGUGGAGAUCCUGGAGCCAGGGUUCUCAUUAUCCAAAGGUCGAAUUUUGAGACAACUCCAUGUGCCCAGAAUUACGCUAGCCAAGAUCAAGUUCAAAAACACCGAGAUUGAUAAAGGAGAAUUCUUGAAAAUGACUGCCGAAGCGAUUCGCAACAUGAAAACCGCCGUCAAAUGCUUGGAGGACUUUGGUGAUGAGAAAAUGGAUGCAAAUAACUAGCAUUUUAUAAAAGUGAAAUACAAGUUCAUCAAUCAUACUCGUCUCGAACCACCACGCUCCCUGUUGGAGUCAUUUCUAUGUCAUUGUCUCUAAGGUCGAUUUCCACCAUCGCCGCAUCUGCAACGUCAUCAUCCAAUUCCUUGAUGAUGGCCAAACUGGUCUUUUCCAGCCGAUCCAGCUCUUCACUAACUUUUGACCUCUUUUUCGGUUCCACGUCUGCAUUGGAUCUCAACGAGUUUCGAAUCGAAUCUCGCACUCCUCGAACCAAGUCGGGCUCCGAUCCCAUGAGGGAUCCUUGAUAAUUGGCAUCGAUGUAAAACACACUCGGAGGUCUCGGAAUGAUUUGUAAACUGUCAUUGAACCUCACCGUUGUCACGUGUUCGGCACUUCGAGGCACAAACGACAUGUAUCGGAGAACUCGAUAUUGAUUGAUGAUUUUGCGAUGCCAUUGGUAGAAUAGACAAGUUAUGAUGAGCAAAGCCAAAACGAACCCCAUGACCAGCAAGGCUAUCACCCAACCAUAUCUGGGCGAGGCAUUUAAGUCGCAAUAUUUCUCGAGUAAUUGUGGCUCUUGCUUUUGUGAGUCUCCACAAUAGGUCUCGUUUCUCAGUUUGGCCUUCAUCAUGUCCGUGUCCACUGGCUCUGAGUAAAUCCUAGUCAUAAAAAGGCUCUUUUCGCGGACAAUGAGAUCAAGGAGUGAGCACUCGCAUUCACUGGUAGUCACAUUCUUCACAUUGACCGUCUUGAACGUGUUUGUUAAGGCUCCCAAAGAGGGUUUAAAUAAGUA
Messenger RNA from Tigriopus californicus, 2843 nucleotides. RefSeq lists its product as uncharacterized. Bases 383 to 2056 code for a protein of 557 amino acids. The record is from RefSeq and is a predicted model, not a curated record. Gene Ontology annotation, molecular function: protein binding. The transcript is spliced from 4 exons. Lineage: Eukaryota; Metazoa; Arthropoda; Copepoda; Harpacticoida; Harpacticidae.